Labeo rohita (rohu) is the source of this 1574-nucleotide messenger RNA. It is a transcript of the gene dnaja1, whose product is annotated as DnaJ heat shock protein family (Hsp40) member A1. Gene Ontology annotation, molecular function: Hsp70 protein binding; ATP binding. Gene Ontology annotation, biological process: response to heat; protein refolding. Lineage: Eukaryota; Metazoa; Chordata; Actinopteri; Cypriniformes; Cyprinidae. The record is from RefSeq and is a predicted model, not a curated record. Bases 150 to 1352 code for a protein of 400 amino acids. Gene Ontology annotation, cellular component: cytoplasm; cytosol. The transcript has 9 exons.
CUGCAAUCAAAGUUCAAUAAAGCUCCACCAGAAGAAGAUGUAGAGCGCUGCUGGAAGAUUCUGGAAGUCUGUUGUUUGGUACACGGAGUCAUAAGACGAGAAGGGAUUUCACCAUAUUUUACGGUUAACCUGUUCGGGGCGCAACAACUAUGGUGAAAGAGACUGGUUUUUAUGAUAUGCUGGGUGUGAAGCCGAAUGCAAGCCCUGAAGAGCUGAAGAAAGCUUAUCGCAAACUGGCACUGAAAUACCAUCCAGAUAAAAAUCCAACAGAGGGGGAGAGGUUCAAACAGAUCUCCCAAGCGUACGAGGUUUUGUCAGAUGCCAAGAAGAGAGAAGUGUAUGACAGAGGGGGUGAAAAGGCGAUUAAGGAGGGAGGAAAUGGAGGGCCAAGUUUUGGCUCCCCCAUGGACAUUUUUGACAUGUUCUUUGGAGGAGGGGGACGCAUGCACAGGGAGAGGAGAGGAAAGAACGUGGUGCAUCAGCUGACCGUGUCUUUGGAGGACCUUUAUAAUGGGGCCACAAGGAAACUUGCUGUCCAGAAGAAUGUAAUCUGUGACAAGUGUGAAGGACGUGGGGGCCGUAAAGGAGUGAUAGAAGUUUGUCCUAUGUGUCACGGCGUGGGUGUCCAGGUCAGACUACAUCACUUAGCACCUGGCAUGGUGCAGCAGAUAUCAACAGUCUGUGCCGGCUGUCAGGGGCAAGGCCAGCGACUUGGUCACCGUGACCGCUGCAAAGCAUGCGCUGGUCGCAAGAUACUACGACAGAAGAAGAUUCUUGAAGUGCACAUCGAUAAAGGUAUGAAAGAUGGACAGAAAAUAGUGUUCCAUGGGGAGGGCGACCAAGAGCCUGGCCUUGAACCUGGAGACAUCAUCAUUGUCUUAGAUCAGAGAGCACACCCGGUUUUCACCAGACAAGGAGAGGACCUCAUCAUGAACAUGGAGCUACAGUUGGUAGAGUCAUUAUGUGGUUUUCAAAAACCUAUUAACACUCUGGACAACAGAACCCUACUCAUCACAUCCCAUCCAGGGGAGCUGGUCAGACCUGGGGAUAAGAAAUGUGUUCUAAACGAGGGGAUGCCUAUGCACCGUCGGCCAUUUGAGAAAGGGAAACUCAUCAUCCUUUUCAGUGUUGUGUUCCCUGAAGAAAACUUCCUCCCAUUAAACAAACUCAAGGAGUUAGAAAGGUACUUGCCUGAAAAACGGGCAAAUAUUGAACCUGACGGCAUGGACGAUGAUCUCUAUAUAUACGCUGACCUUGAAGACUGUGAUCUGACCCACGAACGCCAUCAUUACCACUACAUAGAGGAGGAGGACUUUUACCCAUCUGGAGGUGUUCAGUGCCAAACCUCGUAGAGAUUCCUCUUCCCUCGCCCUCCCUUCCACAACAAAUGCCACCUCUAACUGGAACACAAGGAAAAAGGACCAAGAGAAAAAACCUCUCAACUAGUUCUGUGCCUAGAAUAAGACCUCUUAGUGCCGACCUCUUGUGUCAUUGUUUGGAAGAAUCUCCUCAGCCAAAAUCUUGAGCAGAUAAUUGAAAAGUGAGUGAAAUAAACUUGGGGGAUGUUUAAAAUA